Molecule: messenger RNA, 5286 nt
Organism: Neoarius graeffei (lesser salmon catfish)
Lineage: Eukaryota; Metazoa; Chordata; Actinopteri; Siluriformes; Ariidae
Exons: 2
Coding region: 3990-5033 (347 amino acids)
Source: RefSeq, a predicted model, not a curated record
UGUAAGGGCACUAUUGAGGUGAUUAUUUGUUGAUAGUUACUGGAACAGCCGGCAAAAAUGGUGCAAAAAUAUUGCACGCUUUUCAAUGCUGUUUCUACGCAUUCUGUAAACAGCACAUCUGGUACAAAAAUCCCAUGGUGUGACACACACGCACAGUUUUAUUUAUAUUGUACAAUAUUAUAAUUAUUAUAACCUGUGGUGUAUGUCUAUAUCUAAAUAAUAUAUGGGUCUGUCUCAGAAACUGGGUACUGUGGGGGUACCCCACUAAAUAUACUCAGUCAAUAAACUAUACGGUUUUGAAUGGUGAGGUUGGUUUUAAUUUGAAAUAAAAUGAUGAAAGAAAUAAUACAGAUAAAACUAAAUCUUUGAUAUGAAUAUUCAGAAUUUGGCAAAAAUUCUGCAAAUUUGUGGAAAAAUGGCGACUUGAUCUGGGACAUGAUAAAUGGUUGACUACAUCGCAUUCCCUUAAAAAGUUUGUAGUCCACUGAAAAGUCUACAGUUAUCACUAAUUGUAUUUUAAGUUGUAACUUGAAACAUCUAAGGAUUGGUGUGCUCACAGAAUAAUCAUAACAGUAAUAAAACAUCAUGCAAAAUAUUUGAUCACCGUUGUAACUCCAUUUUCCGCAUACCCAAAACCAAUACGAUCGUAUGUUUUGAUCUAAACGGAAAGCCUCAGGGUCAAGGGUUACCUCACCAAAAGUGGUAACUUAAAAUCACUACGCCAUAUAAAAAUGUAGUUAUAAAUUUGCGAUUUUGUUUUUUAAAAUGAAAGCUGAAAGUUAGGUAUAGAAUGUUUCUUAUAGAAUAUGUUACGAUGGUAGCUGGUCUUGUGUGAAUUUCUGAGCUAUAAAAUGAGUUGUGGUCUAUUUUUUACCAUAACGUGUUAUUUGUGUGCGGGGAAGGACACACAUUAACAAUUUGCAUGUGUAGAAUGGAAUUUUCCACUCCAACAGUUAGAAGUUGAUCGUGCUUCCAUUUGCAGUCUUUCUGUUACGCGGGUGAUCUGUUCGGACGUUAUCACUGAAAAGGUGAGUUUUUACAGUUUUAUUUUGUUUUAGUCUUGCAGUAUAAGGCAAUAGAAUGUUUCUUUUUCAUCUUACUUUCAUAUUUUGUAGUGUUUGCGUAUUUUUGGCCAAUAUUUUGCAACCAUGGUCAAUUUAGAUCGAACUUUUGAUAGAAUCUACGGCCAGUCAUUUUGCCCCGCCUCGCGCUCCGUCCGGUGCGGUAGUGAUGUCCCGUUGCUCGCUCGCCGCAGCAGAGACCCGCGCAACCUUCAGCCGGUACAGUCGCUGUUCUUUUACCACCGCCGUUAUUCUCAUCUUUCCGGUGUGUUCUUGAUUUUUCCAUUGUGUCCUAUUUCGCCAUAUCAAAUACCCAAAAUGUAUCAUAUUAUUCAUAUUUAAGUGAAUAAUCAAUUCACUCAUCAUAACUUGCCAUUUUUAACCCAACCAAUCAAAAAGAGGAAAUUUAUUCAAUAUUUUUACUCAUCUGUGAAGGAGGGGCUUUAAUUCUUCAUGAUGUAGUUAUUUUAUAUGUAAAUCAAUUUUACAAAAGCAUUUGAAUUGUAAUCAAAAUUUUCAACAGUGGAGGCCAGAUAAAGCAAGAUGCUAUCUUUAUUCUUAUUAAACAUGACAAAAGAAACAUUUGAGUGUUAGGUAAAUGCAAAAAAAAAAAAGUAAAAUUAGAAAAUUUAUUUUUUGACCAUAAUGUCCCAAACGAGAGACCAAUUUCUGAGACGGACCCAUAUUAUAUAAACAUACACUCAUCAUGGGCAUGAAUAUCAUGGUAAUUUUGGGCUGUUAAUGAUUUCCUUGAACUGUUCUUUUCCCCGGGGUGGAAUGAUUUGUACAGCAUACAUCUUUAAUGACUUCAAAAAACAAGAAUUGAGUGCACAAGUUUUAAUUUAUUUUGGAUUUUCUCUAAUCCACACAGGGUCAAAAUUAUACAUACAGGCUCAAAUAUAUACAUACACCCCCACUAAUAUUUGGUUAAAUGUCCCUUAGCGAGUUGUACCUCGACCAGAUGCUUUUUUUUUUUUAAGCCAUCAACAAGCUUCUAGCAUAAUUCUGGCUGGAUAUUUGACCACUCUUCUUGACAGAAUUAGUAGAGGUCAUUUAAAUUGGUUGGUUUCCUGGCAUGAACCUGGCUUUUAAGAGUAGUCCUCAAACUUUCAAUCGGGUUGAGGUUGGGGCUUUGGGAAGGCCAUUCCAGAAGCUUAAUGCUAGCUUGCUUUAUCCAUUCCAAAACAAGUUUUGAUGUGUUUGGGAUCAUUGUCCUGUUGGAACACCCAAUUGUGUCCAAGUUUCAACCGUCUAGCUGUUGAUUUGAGGUGAAGUUGAAGAAUUUGGAAGUAAUCCUCCAUUAUUCCAUUUUGUUUGUGCAAUGCACCAGUACUACUGGCAGUAAAACAGCCCCAGAGCAUGAUGCUACCACCACCAUGCUUGACAGCUGGUACAGUAUUUUUAGGUUUGAAAGCCUCACCUUUAUUCCUCCAAACAUACCUCUUGUCAUUGUGGCCAAAUAGCUCAAUCUUUGUCUUGUCUGACCAUAAAACUUUUCUCCAGAAGACAUUUGGCUUGUCCAUGUGGGCAGCUGCAAAUUUCAGUCAAGCUUGAAGGUAUCGAAUUUGGAGCAGGGACUUCUUUCUUGGUCGGCACCCUCUCAGUCCAUGGCGAUGUAAAACUCGAAAAUGGUACAAAGACAACAUAUCAAAUGUUGAAACUGAGAAAUUUCUUUUUUUUUUUUUUUUAAAUAUAUGCUCAUUUUGAAUUUGAUGUAAGCAACACGUUUCAAAAAAGUUGGGACAGGGGCAUGUUUACCACAGUGUUGCAUCACCUCUACUUUUAACAACAUUCUGUAAAUGCUUGGGAACUGAGGAGACCAAAUGCUGCAGUUUUGAAAGAGAAAUGUUGUCCCAUUCUUGCCUGAUAUGCAAUUUCAGUUGCUCAACAGUUCAGGGUCUCCUGUCAUAUUUUGCGCUUCAUAAUGUGCCAAAUGUUUUUAAAUAGGAGACAGGUCUGGACUGCAGGCAGGCCAGUUUAGCACCUGGACUGUUUUACUGCAGAGUCAUGCAGUUUUAAUAUGUGCAGAAAAUGGCUUGGCAUUGUGUUGCUGAAAGAAGGAAGGCCUUCCCUGCAGAAGAUUUUGUCUGGAUGGCAGCAUAUUGCUCUGAACAGUGUAUAUAUCAUUCAGCAUUAAUGAUGCCUUCCCAGAUGUACAAGCUACCCAUGUCAUGUGCACUAAUGCACCCUCAUACUAUGUGGCUUUUGAAUUGUGCACCCUCAUCAGUGCACAAUUCAAAAGCCACAGAUGCUGGCUUUUGAAUUGUGCACUGAUAACAAGCCGGAUGGUCCCUCUCCUCUUUAGCCUGGAGGACGUGGUGUUCAUGAUUUCUAAAAAGAAUUUCUAUUUUUGAUUCGUCAGACCUCGGGACAAUUUUCCACUUCACCUCAGUCCAUUGUAAAAGAACUCGGGCCCAGAGAAGGUGGUGGUGUUUCUGGAUAUUGUUUAUAUCUGGUAUUAACUCGCAUUUGUGGAUGCAGUAAUGAACUGUUUUUUCACAGACGAUGGUUUUCUGAAGUGUUCCUGAGCCCAUACAGUGAUUUUCCCCUCCAGACACAUGUCUGCAUUUAAUGCAGUGUUGCCUGAGGGCCUGAAGAUCACAGGCAUCCGAUGUCAGUUUUCAGCCUUGUAUCUUGCAUACAGAGAUUUCUCCAGACUCUCUGAAUCUUUUAAUGAUAUUAUGUACCAUACAUGAUGUGAUCCCCAAAUUCUUUGCAAUUUUACUGUGGCAGCGGGGGCGUGGUCAAGCGCCGGUCUGUGACAGGAGGGUGGAGCCAGGGAAGGUGAGUGGCAGAAUCACUUCACCUGACUGUAAUUAACCUGUGUUUGUGUGUGUUUUCCCAGUAACCGCUCCCUAUUUAAGGAGGCAGAGAGAGAGGAGAGGGAGCGCAACCCGGGACCAGACGAGAGUGUGUGUGUGUGAAUGGAUGAGAUUACUUAAACUGAAAAGUUGUAAAAAUAAAUCGCCUUGUCUGCCUCCAAACGUUGUCCUGUCGUCCUCUGUGCUCCACCCACACUCGAUACGCGCUACAGUGGUGCUGAAACCCGGAAUUAAGGUGGAGCACCAACACAGCAGCCCCAUGGAAUCCUCCCCGUUCGUGGACUUGGUCCACGCCCUCACCACGGCUCAGCAGAGCCAGCACCAGGCACUUGUCACGCUCCGAAAGGAGCAGGAGCGCCGCUUUGAAGCCCUGGUGCUGGCCCAGCAGGAAGAUCGAGAGGCGUUCCGGCGUCUCCUCGCAUCGGCGGGGUCCACCAGCGCCCCGGCCGCGGGCCCGUCUCCCCUCACCUUGACCAAGAUGGGCCCGCAGGACGACCCCGAGGCUUUCAUCACAUUGUUCGAGCAGGUCGCCGAAGCCUCGGGGUGGCCGAUGGAGCAGCGUGCGGCGCGCCUCCUCCCCCUCCUGACGGGAGAGGCGCAGCUGGCCGCACUACAGCUCCCCGCCGACCGCAGGCUGGCCUACGCCGACCUUCGCCGGGCUGUCCUCCAGCGCGUGGGGCACACGCCGGAGCAGCAGCGCCAGCGCUUCCGCGCGCUGCGGAUGGAGGAAGUCAGCAGCCCGUUCGCGUUCGGCCAGCAGCUCCGGGACACCUGCUGGCGGUGGCUGAGGGCCGAAGAUCGCGACGCCGAGGGAAUCAUCGACCAGGUGGCGCUGGAACAGUUCAUCGCCCGCUUACCAGCUGGAACCGCGGAGUGGGUCCAGUGCCACCGCCCGGCAUCGCUGGAUCAGGCCGUGGGACUGGCGGAGGAUCAUCUGGCGGCUGUUCCGGCGGCAGGACAGCGGACGACAUCAUCUUCUUUCUCCUCUUCUCUCUUUCUUCCUCCCCCCCUCCUCCCGUGUCCCGUCCUCGCCCCAUUCCCCCACCGCGGAGGCGGGGGCCGGCUCCACCCCAGCCGGCCCGCCGCACCCGUGGUGCCCUCCCGUUUCUCCCUUCUGUGUCUGUCUCUCCCCCCCCCCUCAGGUGAGUGAGCCCCAGAACACAGCUGCAGAGGGAAGGCCCGGGCCGGUUUGCUGGCGCUGCGGGGAACCGGGCCACCUGCAGCAACAGUGUGCAGCGAUGGAAGUGGGGGCGGUGGUGCGGAUCCCCGACGCGCCAGAGGCUGCCCUCGAUCGGGCCGGAGCGUAUCGCAUACCGACCGAUGCGUCGGACAGAGGGCUGGGGGCUGUUUUGUCCCAGCAGGUGGAGGGGGAGGACCGCCCAGUCUUAUACAUCAGCCGGAAG